This is a messenger RNA of Pygocentrus nattereri (red-bellied piranha), 3128 nucleotides long. It is a transcript of the gene gpm6ab, whose product is annotated as glycoprotein M6Ab. NCBI's taxonomy places the organism in Eukaryota, Metazoa, Chordata, Actinopteri, Characiformes, Serrasalmidae. The record is from RefSeq and is a predicted model, not a curated record. The transcript has 7 exons. Gene Ontology annotation, cellular component: neuronal cell body; plasma membrane; filopodium. Gene Ontology annotation, biological process: neuron projection development. The coding region runs from base 311 to 1147 and encodes 278 amino acids.
AGAGAGAGAGAGCUUCACGCUUGAACGAGUUUUGGGCGCAGAGAGAGAGGGAUAGAGCAGUAGACGGGUGAAGGAGUGUGAGCGCGUGGUGAAGUAAAGCUGAGAAGACUUCACUGGGUCACCACGUAGAACACACACACAGGCACUCACGCGUGCGUAGAGGAACGAACGAACAACACAGCGCGCGCUCUUUCGCACACGCGCACGUACACUCGCUCACAGUCGCGCGCGGGAGAGCGGAGGCUCAAAGGAAUCGUGUAGAAGCCUUUGUUAAAUUGCGCCAAGUGCACUAAGACAAGCUCGAGUCGCAAUGGAGGAGAACAUGGAAGAAGGACAGACACAGAAAGGGUGCUCUGAGUGCUGUAUUAAAUGCCUGAGUGGGAUUCCCUAUGCCUCUCUCAUCGCCACCAUCCUGCUGUACGCUGGUGUGGCGCUGUUCUGUGGCUGUGGUCAUGAAGCUCUCUCUGGCACCGUGACCAUCCUGCAGAACUACUUUGAAGUGGUCCGAUCACCAGUCGAUGCCCUGGAUGUCUUCACCAUGAUUGACAUUCUGAAGUAUGUGAUCUAUGGAGUGGCAGCAGCAUUUUUCGUCUACGGGAUCCUGCUUAUGGUGGAGGGCUUUUUCACCACUGGCGCCAUCCGUGACUUGUAUGGAGACUUCAAAAUCACCACCUGCGGCCGUUGUGUUAGUGCCUGGUUCAUCAUGUUGACCUACAUCUUUAUGCUGGCCUGGCUUGGGGUCACCGCUUUCACCUCUCUGCCUGUCUUCAUGUACUUCAACAUCUGGAACACCUGCCAAAACACCACUCUGGUGGAGGGGGCCAACCUGUGCUUUGAUUUGCGCCAGUUUGGAAUCGUGACCACAAAUGAGGAGAAGAAAGUUUGCACAGGUUCGGAGAAGUUCUACAAGAUGUGCGAGUCUAAUGAGCUGGACCUGACAUUCCACUUGUUCGUGUGUGCUCUGGCGGGGGCAGGAGCAGCCGUCAUCGCCAUGGUGCACUACCUGAUGGUGCUGGCAGCUAACUGGGCCUACGUGAAGGACGCCUGCAGGAUGCAGAAAUAUGAGGACAUCAAGACCAAGGAGGAACAGGAGCUGCAUGAUAUCCACUCUACCCGCUCCAAAGAGCGCCUCAACGCUUACACAUAAACCACAUACACACUCUUACAAACACACACACACAGAAACUCAUACACAAACAAACCCAAGCAUGCCCCCCCUGUUCCUGAAGAACACAUACACAAACACAUUCAUAUGUGUAAACAUGCUUAAUUAUGUCUUUUAAAUUGAAUUUGAGUUGCAGGAUUAGGGAAUCAGGGAGGGUUUUGGGUGGGACUGGGGUUAAUUUUUUUUUUUUUUUAAUUACGGGUGUGACGCAGAAUGUUGGUCAAGGGAAGUGAUGAUUAGCCCUAUGGCAACGUCUCUGACUACCCAUAACUCACUUCUUUCAUUCUUUAAUCUCUCCUCCUGUACCUUCCUUUUCACUUGUUUUUCCAAACUCUUUUAAGACACAGACAGCACACCAUCCAACAGCACAUAAAAGAGUGACUUGUGUCUUUUUUCUUGUUUAGACCACAUAAUUCUCAUGGCCACCUUAGCUUUCUUGACACAAUUUUCCCACUUUCUUAACAUAGCAAUCUUAAGUUACUCAAACAGGGCUCCACUUAUCGAAUGAACAAACCUUCCUUUUUAUUUUCAACCUUAAGAAACCAAAAUGUGACCAAACUUUGUAUGAUUUUACAGGUAAACUUUUCACAGCUGCCAAAACUUGGCAUCUUGCAACAGCAUUAAAAAAACAAUGUACAGAUUCUUUUCCAGCAAAUUCUUUAUUGGUUGGGAGUGCCAGGGAUUUCAACACCGUACCAUAAAGUGACUUCUUACUACUGUUCUGCUGUAGCUUGGCCUAACUCUGAAAUGUCUGCUAGCUACUCUAAGUAAAUCAUGAAGCUGCAGCAUUGGUGCUUCGUCUCAAACUGUUUGUUAAGCUGUGAAGCGCAUAGUUGCUCUAGAAGUGGUAUGUCUUCAGGUGGGUUGUGGAGGAGGAGGAUGUGAGUAGAGGAAAUGAGGGAUUUUUUCCAAGACUGUCACCCUUUCUGAUCGACUGCCCAUUUAGGAUUUGCCUUGGAGAGACUCUGUAGAUAUCUUGAUUUUUCUCUCAUUCAUCACAAGCCAUAAUCUCAUUUGCAAAUAACAUUGUUCAGUUUUUUUUUGUUUCUUUUGCUUAGUUUUAGCUUUAACUUUUUAAAUGCAAGAUUUUUUGUCACUCCUCUGCACUGUAUAUAUAUAUACAUAUAUAUAUAACUCUAUAUAAAUGUAUACAUAUAUUUCACUUUGGUUUCAGGUCAUAUCUAUGAAGUUUAAAGAACAUGCACACUGACAUUUAUACUCUUCAAGUGAAAGGUGCCACACAGGGUUCUUUGAGUGAUGCCAUAGAAUGACCACAUUUGGUUCCUUAAAGAAAACUGACCAUUUAUAGGAUUUUAGAGCUUUUACAUUAUGCAGAAGAUCUUUCAAGUUACUUUAAUCAGUCAGAUCUUUAUAUAAGCAAGUGUAAUUUAAUAUGUUUACACAAGAACCCAGGCAAGAGAAUAGGGAGAACAAAAACCACAAUAGUAAAACAAUGCAAAAGUAAAAUAAUAAAAAAGUAUUAAAGUCCCAGAAGAUAAUAGCAAGUAAAAUGAAAUAGAUAAAUUAGAAACACAAGCAAAAAAUAUGAAUAACAGUUAAAAAAUAAAAUUGUGUAAGUUAAAUAAAAUUAAAAUAAUCUUGUGUAUAUAAGAAAAAAAGAUUCUGUAAACAAACACCCACUAAAAUUUUUUAGGGUACCAAAUGUGGUUCUUCCAUUCUGUUGCAUAAAGAACCCUUUUCCUUUAUUUUUCAGUGUUGUUGAUACUUUAGAGAUCACUGCUGGGGAUAAAAAAAUAUCCAAAUCUAAGUGGCAAGUCUAAUAAUAAAACCACUGGUCCAGUUGCCAAAAAAAAAAAUCACAUAUGAGGGUUUAAUAUACUGUUUGCUGAAAUAUUCAUUUAAUGGCAUGGAAUGUCCUAAAUGAAUAUAUAUAUACACUGUUCUUGAACAUGGACCAAACUCUUUUGGCUCAAUCUUGCCUAUUUCAAUGUCCCUGAGUUUG